CCCCCUUCUCCUCAUCACCCCCUAAACGGGGAAAUGAGUCGGACCGGACCGGUUCGGCCGCGCCCCUCAACGGUCCCGUUGAAUGAAUCCCGAUGAACGUGGCUCGGACUGCACGGAACCGCCUCACACACCCCCAUCCCGCCCCACGCUUCCCUCAGGCGGCCGCUCUGUGCCCUCCGAGGUGUUCCCACCGCCAACCCCACGACUCCCGGCCCGGCUCUCCCUCAGCUCGGCCGCCGCCCGGACUCACCAUGGUCUGCAGCCUGUAAUGGCAAAGUAUAAGAAACGCCGACGAAAACAGAGAGCCAGAGCCAAACUUGUCCUGCAAAACAAGGGCAGUGCUGCAAACCCUGAGAACACAGCUUGUCCUUCUCCACGGUCAGCAGGUGAUCUUCCUCUGAACACAUCAUCUGUCCCAAGCCAUCUGUCCUCACUAUGGUCAAUAGCUUUGCCCAGUGUAAAAAAUGUGGUAAAACCCUUCACAACAACAGCAUCAUUUUUGUACUGUCGGUGCCAGAACACGGUUGCACAAUGUUUUAAGAUGGUUAAAGACACCAUAUUUCCAUCACAAAUCUACCUAAAGGAGCUAAAUACCUUCAGAGAGCAGCUGCAAAAGUUGGAAACUGAGCUUUUCAGACUCCAAGGAGCACUGCAGAUGAAUGGGAUUGCAGCUUUGCCUUCAGAAAACUCUCUUUGUCAAAGGUGUAACAAACCAGUCCUGGCUGCUCCUGUACAAGUGCAGAUGGAUUCAUCCACUUCAAUAUCCAGAAUUCCUGCAGUCCAGCUGCAGCCUGGAUCUGCACCCCCUCCACCACCUCUUCCACCACCUCCUCCUCCUCCACCACCACCACCACUGCCCCCACCAAAACUGCCUCCAGCACCUCUCCUCCUCAAAAGGGGCAGUGGCUCCAAAGCACUUUUGGCACCAUCACCAAAAAAAGAUGGGCCCAUGCAGAUCACCCUCAAGGAUCUCCUGAAUGUGAAGUUGAAGAAGACAAACAGCAGCCUGAGAAUGGACAAGGCAGAAUCACCAAUGAAGACACGCAGGGCAUUAAUUACAGUCUCAGAUUUACAGAGUGUUAGUCUGAGACCUAAAUCCAAGCUACCACCUCCUGUUACAAACUCCUUAAAUACCCCUCCUAAAAAUCAGUUAGAUCUUCGAAAACACCUGAAAAAAGUCAAUAUACAAAGAAGUCCUGGAGGCACUCCACUAAAUAGUAAAGAAAACAUAGAAUGUGGGACUGGGCUGACACCAAUAAUGACUCAGGCACUACGGCGUAAAUUUCAGAUGGCUCACCCCAAGAGUCCCUCACCUGCCCGGUUAAGUGCUGCAAACAGCUUUGAUGAACAAAAGUAGGUUUAUGGAACAAUGUAUUUGUAAUCUGUGGUCAGGAAGCCACUCAAAUCCUAUUUUUAUCUCGCUCAGGCAUAUAUAUAUAAAUUCAGUGCAUAGGAAAAUGGGGUGUUACAGAAACCCCUCAAACAGAUUUCUGCUGUUUAAAGGCAGUGUCUUUCUAACGUGUCUCAACCUGGUUGUAUCUUCUCUGUUAAUGGAAAAAAAUAAUGAAAUUUUCAGAGUCUUUUACUACCUGGCUGCUGCUGAAGCAGGGACUUGUACA
Messenger RNA from Calypte anna (Anna's hummingbird), 1619 nucleotides. It is a transcript of the gene PRR11, whose product is annotated as proline rich 11. Bases 83 to 1357 code for a protein of 424 amino acids. The record is from RefSeq and is a predicted model, not a curated record. The transcript has 11 exons. Gene Ontology annotation, cellular component: cytoplasm; nucleus. NCBI's taxonomy places the organism in Eukaryota, Metazoa, Chordata, Aves, Apodiformes, Trochilidae.